This is a messenger RNA of Manduca sexta (tobacco hornworm), 404 nucleotides long. RefSeq lists its product as uncharacterized. Lineage: Eukaryota; Metazoa; Arthropoda; Insecta; Lepidoptera; Sphingidae. The transcript is spliced from 3 exons. The record is from RefSeq and is a predicted model, not a curated record. The annotation marks the transcript as partial.
AGUGUCAUAAACUAAUUCCAUUGUAAUUUCAGGUACAUGAUAGAUCGUAAAUCCGCGACACACGUGUCACCGAAGGUUCAAGACCUAUUCUUUAUGAUGGCUGUAUCGAAUUCCUGCAUGGACCCUCUCGUGUACGGCUCUUAUACAUUGGACCCGAGGACCUUCUCCAACAGUAUCAGGAAAAUAUUCUGCAUCACAUCCAGGACUACUGACAUACCUGGAAUUUGUGGACCAGUGAUCAAAAGUAAAAGCACAGAAAACAAUCAAGAUAACAUAAAACUGAAUUCGACACGUCAAUUCGACCACUUCAAAGAUCUAUCAAGUAAGCAACCGUGUGUGAACUCGGAGCCUGUGGUUUUCACGACAGUAGACCAGCCGAUAAAGCCGGCGAUAAGUUGCGACCU